Trematosphaeria pertusa is the source of this 762-nucleotide messenger RNA. RefSeq lists its product as uncharacterized. Bases 1 to 762 code for a protein of 253 amino acids. Lineage: Eukaryota; Fungi; Ascomycota; Dothideomycetes; Pleosporales; Trematosphaeriaceae. The transcript is spliced from 3 exons. Gene Ontology annotation, molecular function: nucleic acid binding. The record is from RefSeq and is a predicted model, not a curated record.
AUGCCGCAGAGGCGAAAACGACGUCGUUUUUCCACUCCGCCGCCCGUCGUAGCCACCGAGGAAUUCGCGUCGCAUCAACAAGCUCAACUCGAAACUCCACAACGCUCCGCCGUACUUUCUACGCUGUAUUUCUGUGAGGUUAAAGGCAUUGCCUGUAACCUAGCAGAAAUCAGAGAGGUUUUUAAUAUACCUGAGAGCACUGCCAGCAAUAUUAUCAAGUCAAAGCGCGCCCAACGAUUACAGAACGCCGACGAACCUAACACGCGCGGAGCUCUCCGAGAACUUACAAAUUCGGACGCCAACGCUAUCGCCACCUAUAUUAACGAAGCUCCUUUUAAGGAGAAAGCUAGCGUCAAUCCACCUCCUAGCAAGAAGGAGUGGUCAAGAAGGAUCGUACAAAAACGCGUCACCGAAGUUUCCGGCAUCAAAACCCACAGGGCAGCUGUAAAAGAGGACCACCCAGAGCCCACCCAGAAGGAGCGCUGUAUGCCCUACGACGCUGGAAACUCCAACGGCAAGAUAAACGCCGUAACUUUCCUCAAGAUCCUACCUCACCUACGCGACGCUACAUUGGGCAGAGAGGUGGCUAUAUAUAUGGACUGCGACUCUGCGCAUAAGUUAAAAAAGGUCCUUGAGUGGAUGGACGCGAACGGCAUGGAUUAUAUUAUUGGGGCGCCUUCAAGCCCUGAUCUAUUGGUGAUGGAGACUUGGGUAAAACCUCUCCGCGAUCGCUUCAAAGCUCGGAGAAGUCAAACAAUCUAG